Ixodes scapularis (black-legged tick) is the source of this 2623-nucleotide messenger RNA. It is a transcript of the gene Trc8, whose product is annotated as protein TRC8 homolog. Gene Ontology annotation, molecular function: zinc ion binding; ubiquitin protein ligase activity. NCBI's taxonomy places the organism in Eukaryota, Metazoa, Arthropoda, Arachnida, Ixodida, Ixodidae. Gene Ontology annotation, biological process: ERAD pathway. Gene Ontology annotation, cellular component: endoplasmic reticulum; endomembrane system. The coding region runs from base 130 to 1923 and encodes 597 amino acids. The record is from RefSeq and is a predicted model, not a curated record. The transcript has 2 exons.
GACAGGUGGCUCUGCCACUGACAGUGAGCCCAGUAGGAGUUGCCCAGUUCUGGACCAGUCUGGCAUGAGACGGUGAUCUUGCAAAAUGUGUGUGCCGCAAGUGUUUACACUAACUUGAUAGUGCGCACGAUGUCGGUCAGGGGACGAAUUUCGAGUGCCCUGGACGUCCUCCUAAGGGUUCCGCCAGUGUUUGUGAUGGACGCUGUCUUAAAUUCCAGCCUAGGCUUAGGAGGCGAAAAUAUUGUCACGACUCACUACUCUGCCCGUAAAAUAAAAGCCGACAGCGUUGACAUUAAUGCGACGAGCCCCGAAUUUGAGAACGAUCAUUUUGCGUAUCUGGACGUGCCGACGUUACUUUGGUUCUUGCUAUACCUUCAAGCCUUCUUGGGCGCUCUGGUGGUGGUGCUGUUGCCGACGCAGCAGCUCGUGCACGUGUACACCUGGCUGACGACUCUGGGUGCUGUGGCCUGGUCCUACCUGUGCAACCAAGAGUUUGUGGCCUAUGCCGAGGCCCUGUCACGCCAGGGCAGCACCAGCCUGCUCCUCGAGCUGCUGCGCCUCGACCGGGGUGCGCUGCUACGCACGGUGGCUAACUACGGCCUGCAGCUGGUGCUGGCCUUGCUGCUUUCGGCGGGGCAGGGGCAGGGCCCCGCAGGCGCCGCCGUGCUUUGCCUCGCCUUCCUGGCCCCGACCCUGGCAAGCCUCUGCCUGCUGCCGGCCAGCCCCUUGGCCGCUGCCGCAGGUGCCCAGCUGCUGCUGGCGCUGCAAGCCCUGGCACGGGGCGGGCCCCUGGGGGCCCUGGCCGGCGCCCUGCGCUCGGGCCGGGCCGCUGUGGCCCAGCUGGGCGUGUAUGCACUGCUAGAGGCUCACUGGGCACGCCUCAGGGUGCCCCAGGUACUGCGCCUCUUCUGGCUGGCGCGCAUGGCAGGGCAGGCGCUACGGCUGGCUCUGGCCGGCACUGCCCCGGGCCCGGCCGUCUGCGAGCUGGCCGUGCGGGGCUGCGACACGGCCGUGGCGCUCGUCGGCAUGGCCAGCGUGGUGGCCGCCCUGGCUCAGGGCCUGGCCUGGGCUGCCCGGCGCACGCUGCUGCUCGAGGGCAGCCCCGAGCGAAGCCUGGGCACCGUGGCAGGGCUGCUCUUCCUUGUGCUGGCCCUCCAGACGGGUCUGACGGGUCUCGAGGCGCCCCGGCGCCUGGCCCGUCUCUACCGCAACCUCUGCCUCCUCUUCACCGCUGUGCUCCACUUCGUCCAGGGCAUGCUGGGGCCGCUGCUUGUAUCCCUGGGUGCCUCACGGAGCGGUUCGCACCGGCGCCACGCCCGGGCCCUUGCCCUGAGCGCCCUGCUCGUCGCCUUCCCCUGCGGCUUCGUGGCUUACCUGUGGAGGCGCCAUGCGGUCAGCCCCUGGCUCCUGGCCGUCACCGCCUUCAGCGCUGAACUGACGGUCAAGGUGGUCGUCUCCCUGCUUGUCUACGGCCUCUUCCUCGUCGACGCUCGGAGAGAGACGCUCUGGGAGCCUCUGGACGACUAUGUGUACUAUGUGCGGGCUGCAGGCAGCGUGCUUGAAUUCUGCUUCGGUGUUUUUCUCUUCUUCAACGGUGCCUGGAUAUUUGCCUUCGAGUCACGGGGCACCAUUCGCGCCUUCAUGAUGUGUUUCCAUGCCUACUUCAACAUUUGGCAGCAGGCAAGGGCUGGCUGCAAAGCUCUGGCACGGCGGCGAGCCGCCUUGCACAAACUACACUCACUCCCAGAGGCGACGCCCCAGCAGUUGCGCGACUUUGACGACGUGUGUGCUAUCUGUUUCCAAGAACUGCAGGCAGCACGAGUGACGCGCUGUCGACAUUUUUUCCACGGAGCUUGCCUACGCAAGUGGCUCUACGUGCGUGACAUGUGUCCCCUGUGCCACUCGACUCUGCACAACCAGUGAACGUCGCAAAACAGCAUGCACAUUAUUUAUUGCCCUUCUGAUUCAUUCCACGAUGUUACUUGCGCCGCUUGGCCUUGCGCUCACCCUCGGUGGGUCGCGGUGCUGGCAAUCCCAUGUAGCCACUGCAGUUGCUGGCCCCACAGGCGCACUUGAUCCUCUCGUUGCCCCGGCAGUCAAGGUUGUAGUUGAAGGUGAGCUCCGUGCCUGCAAAAAAAAAAAAAAAAAGGGCCAACCAUUCCACCUGUAAGCCUUACCAGCUCUGUUCAUAGCACAUCACCCACUUAUCAUUCCUGGCAGUUUCACUGCUUACACGGCCUGCUCGACUAGGCCAUGGCUGGCUUGACAGGUCAAUUUCACCAGAGCCUUCACAUUCACGAUUAAUGCUUAGUUGUGAAAUGACUCAGAGUGCCAUUUUGCGGCUCUUGGAAAGCGUAGAGGAAUUGUUAUUGCUACCGGCACUCAUAUGCCUGGUCUGUUCGGGUCGCGUCAAUCAUUUCAAGCAAAUGUGCCCUCCUGUGGCUAGUUGGAAUGCUGGCUGAGCCAUCCGCCAUGUCAAAGGCUAAUUGCAGUACUUUCACCGUGGAAAUUCGGUUCACCGUGAAAGAUUUUCAGGAGUUCUAAAUGAAUACUCACUCCUGUUCUAAGGCAUCCCUCAUGCUCAUCAAUGGUUUGCAAAAUAAACUAUUUUCUUCCCCAAAAA